AUAUAUAUUAAGGAAAUAGAACUGUUAUGAAUAAAGUUUAAGCUGCUAAGUGUUGUUUGAAUGAUUCAUUUUAGUGCCUAGUAUUCUACUAAAAUGUUUUGGAUGACAGGUCCAUCUAUUUGAAUAGUUCCAAUGAUGUUGUUGCUUUAUGUUGGUACCAAACUACUUUUAAAAAAUAAACCUGCAGUGAAACUCAUAAGGGUGAAUAAAUCAGGACCACUGUACCCUAGAGAGCAUUAAAUGUGAUUUGCUAUUUUGUUGAAGAUGGUGUGGUACAAUUAUUCACUUGCAAGAAAUGUGCUCCUGUUUCAGAUUUUUGGUAGUUGAAGGCUUCUUGCUGUCUUGGGAAAGGCCUGAAGUUUUGAAAUGGCUCUUUCUGUUUUGAUUUUAAUGGGUUUUUUUAAUAUAUACUUAUUAUGCUAGACUGUACUUAAGUUUGAGUUUCUGGUAACUGUUAACCAUUCUCAAGUUGCUUCUAGAUGAGAAGCAAAGGAAAGCAAAAACCAAAGCUGCUUUAGUGAUUUAUAUAGGGGAGAACAGGUUGCAGCUAUUUGCAGAGGGGGGGGGGGGCUAAACUACAAGAAUAUUUUUAAUGUCUACUUUAUUAAUUUACCGUAGUAUUAAUAUUGCAUAUUAGUGGGUCUGGUGCAAGUGUAACCAAAAUAAGUGAGCUUAAUUAACACCUCUUUUAGUUUAAGGCUGUGCAUGGACACUUCUUUCAGCUGAAAAGUGAUCUUUUUGAUUUUCAAAUUAUUUGGGUUUUAUUACAAUGGGACCAUCUUAACUUAAAACAAGUGUCUGCACAUUUGACUCUCAAUGAAAUGAGCAAAGAUGUGAAUUGGAAGAGAUUUCGGGGUGUAGAGAUUUCAUUCUUUCAAUGCCAAUUUGCAUGUAGGCAUAGCCUUAGGUUUUUAGGACUGUAGUUUUGAAAGGUCUUAAAUAGUGUUAAUCCUGCAAUGCUGUGGAGGUGAGAAAUGAAUUGGAGGAUAGAUGACAAAACUAGUCCUUAAUUCAGUUUCAGUGGUAGUGUUUUGCAAAUGCCUAUUGUUUUCUGUUUUGUAGUCUUUAUUUUUUUUUAACUUACAAUUUCUUCAGAACAUUUCCAGUCUGGCUUCCCAAUUAGUUGUUACCUGUCCUCUUCCUUUACUUUUUUCAUGUUUCCUUUUUGUUUCCUUGCAAGAUUUCCUUCUUAUGAAAGCAAACGAGACUACCAAGGAAUGUUCUUAAGUUACCAUCUUUCUGUGUGAAUCUUGUUUCUUUUGAACUUUGGUUUUAUAUAUUUUCUAAAAGAGGUGCUUUAGACAUGAACAUAAUGUUUUUGUUUUUACACAUACAGUCACUUCCCUGGGUUUCAAAAGUAGAUACUUUGAAUGGAGAUAUGAGAUGUUUUACCUGAGGUACGUCAUCCAGUCAUCUGUGUCAACCACCACGUAUUUUGUUCCAUUUGUAUUGAUGUGUGGCUGAAGAACAACAGUCAGUGUCCAGCUUGUAGGAUUCCUAUCACCCCUGACAAUCCCUGCAAGGAGAUUAUUGGAGGAACAAGUGAAAGUGAACCAAUAUUUAGUCCUACAGUCCGAAAGCAUCUUCGCAAAACCAGACUUGAACUGCUCCACAAAGAAUAUGAGGAUGAAAUAGAAUCCCUGCAGAAAGAAAUGGAAGAGCUGAGAGGUAAAUAUCUCAGUUUAGAGUCACAGUUGAAAACAGUCCUGGAUCCUGAGGCCUCUGGUUUAUGUAACAAAAAUGAAGAAAGCUCUCAGACCACAGAGGAGGCAAGUGGAGCUGUCCCAGAAACUCUGGAGGAGUUGACCAAAAAGCUGAAAGCUGCUAAUGACCUAUAUGAAAAAAUGAAAGAUGAAGCAGAAAAGUUAAAGGAGACGAAUAAGAAACUGAGCCUGGAAAACAGUGGCCUUUUGAGAGAGAACUUGCGACUGAAGGCUGAAGUUGAUAGUAGAUCACCCCAAAAAUUUGGUCGGUUUACAGUAGCUGCACUUCAGUCCAGAGUAGAGCAGUGUGAACGUGAAAUGAAUCGUUUGAAAAAAGCACUAGAAAGGAGUGAUAAAUAUAUAGAAGAACUGGAGUGUCAUCUUUCACAACUAAAAGGGCCAAGUGAGACUAACCAAAGUGAGAAUAUUGUUAGUGAGGGAGUACUUUCCACGGAUGAUAAAGGAAGUGAAAGCAGUGAGGAUGAUGCUGCCUCAUUAAAAAGCCAAGUAGAAAGCCUAGAGGAAAAGACUCUGACUACCAGUCAAAAUCAGGACCAGCCUGAGCGACUGAGAGAUUGUGGAGCAUGCUCAACCUCUGCUAGUCAAGACAGUUUGGAUGGGUCAAACACUCAGUGUCCCACAAAUAAAGAACUGUUUUCAGGUUGUCAGGAAGUUCUCUUGGCUAUAGCUACUACAAAUACAGAUGCUGACUUAGAGCAACAGUGGGAGAAAAUUGAGGAUCGUGAAGCUUAUAAAGAUGAAGAAAUAUAUGAGCUUCCAGCACCUUGUACACCUUCUUUGUCUCUUAGUUGUCUCCAUUUGAACACCCCUGACGUUAAAGAAAGUCCUGUUAUAAAACAAGAGGACACAAGAAAGCCACCUGCCUUCCUAAGGAAAUUGGAAUUUGAGGAUUUGUGUGAUGCUCCAGAGGACUGCAACAAAGCUUCUCCAGAGGACAGUGUAAGCAGCUGUAACAAUGAAAAUAAGCUAACCUGUUUUACUUCAACAAAACCAGUGUUUUGGGAUAGCUGCCCAACAAACUACACUGAGAACUUAGAUUUUGAUGCCUCCCAGCAAAAUAUAAUCACUAAUCAUUCAGGAAAGCUACCAGUAAAGUCCAUUGAGAAGACAAGUGUGUGCUUAUCUAAAAGGUUACAUACUAUUUCCUCUUCUGAAAUGAACCGCACACGAACAUCCAGUGAGGCAUCCAUGGAUGCUGCCUAUCUUGAUAAAAUCUCUGAGUUGGACUCUAUGAUGUCUGAAUCUGACAACAGCAGGAGUCCUUGCUACAAUUUUAAAUCCUCUGACCUUGAUAAUCCUUCAGAGUCGACGGAGAGUUCUGAACUUAUGAAUGAAACAGAUAUGAAGCUGGAAGAAAGGAAUGAACAAAAGAGUUCAAAAUGCCUGGAGUCAAAUGACCAGCCAGCAGACAGAAAUGACUGGAAAUCGGCUAUGUUUUCUGUCCUUUCUCCAUCUGGACUACACCUGAAUGAGCGCUUCCGACUGUUUUCAAGCCAAAAUUCUGAAACUGCUGAAACGAAAUCUCAGAAUUGUUUGUUUCAAAGAGAAUUUUCUCCAAGUAUUCUGUUCAGUAAUUCACAAAGGUUAUUUGAAGAACAGAAGUUUGGUUCCUCUUUUUUUAAGGUGUCUCCUGAUGUGCAUAAUCCACUUCAGUCUCCUUGGGCAGCUUCCUUCAUUCCUGAAAAGAAAAAUAAGAGUGUUAAUCAGUCAACCAAAAGGAAAAUUCAGAGCAGUCUUUCUAGUGCUAGUCCUUCAAAAACUACUAAAAACUGAUGCUUGUAAGUUUUGAAGUUCUUAUUCUUGGUGCCAAAUUAAGAACAGUUCCCAGUGAACUUGAUCUUCUUGUGAGUUCCAUUGUGACCCUUUUGACCAAGUGAAAGUGAAUAUUCCUUCUUCAAAUCUAUUACCCCACUGUUUAAUUUUAGAGAAGAACCCUUCAGUUUUCUUCUUUGAUUAAGCAUCUUUGUUCUGUACUCCUUGGAUUUCUUGUUUAAUUGCCAGGUUACAUAAUUUUUGUGUUGGUGAACAGCAGCUCUAUCCUCCAUGAAUGACGGAUUUUAAAUUUAAGCCAUCCUGUUAAGAGGAACGAACUUGUUUAAAAUAUUGCAUUUCCUGUGCUAAAAGAAAACAUUCUUUUAUGCAUGUAAACCUGUUACUGGUUAUAGUAUGGUUUCAUUCAUUUGCUAUUAAACAUUGGAAAUUCUUGUCCUAAAACUUUUGACUUCCAUGAAUAACUGUUUCUGCUUAGAUCUGCCUGCAUAGCAGUAUAGCAGUUUUCUGUGCUGGACCUGGAAGGUGGGUGGGU
Messenger RNA from Alligator sinensis (Chinese alligator), 4029 nucleotides. RefSeq names its product ring finger protein 219 (gene OBI1). The transcript is spliced from 6 exons. NCBI's taxonomy places the organism in Eukaryota, Metazoa, Chordata, Crocodylia, Alligatoridae. Gene Ontology annotation, biological process: protein monoubiquitination; regulation of DNA replication. The record is from RefSeq and is a predicted model, not a curated record. Gene Ontology annotation, molecular function: metal ion binding; ubiquitin-protein transferase activity. The coding region runs from base 1653 to 3497 and encodes 614 amino acids.